UCCCGGCGUCAGCGCCGGUGUGCCGGACUACCUCAAUGUACUGCAUGCCUCCGCCAUCACGAGGACCAUUCCCGUACCCGGAUGUACGACAAACACUGCUGGUGACGACGCAUGUCGUACAGGUCGUGAAGACGGCACGGCGGGGACUGCAGGCGGCGGAGGUGGCGCCGUGUCGCACACGCCGCCGCUGUCGUGCAGCUGGGUGGCGACUGCAGCGGCGGGGGUUGCCACGUCAGCGGAGCUCUGGUUCCGGCAGUACCAGAUGCUGGUGUGGCGGGAGUGGCUGAUGGCGACACGUAACCCGGCUGACGUGGCAGGACGCAUGCUGACCUUUGUGUGGGUUGGCCUGUUCUCCAACUUCCUAACCUACAACUUCCCGACGGAUGCCACCAACAUUGCCCUCCGCGCCAACCUGCUCUUCGCUCUGGUGUUCUUCUUCAUUGUGAUGCCCUUUGUCUUCAUGAGCCUCUUCACGGCGGACAAGCGCUUCUUUCUUCUUGAGGCCUCUGCACGCGGCGGCGGCGGCGGGCUGUACGCGCCCUCAGCCUACUACGCAGCCAAGGUCACCGCCACCGCACCAUUCAACAUCAUCAUCGCGCUCACAUUCGACCUCAUUGGGUACGGCAUGCUGGGUAUGCGGCACAGUGUGGUGGACUGUGUACGACAUGCCACCUGCUCCGCCCUCAUGGCCCUCAUCUCCAUGCAGUGGGUGCAGGCCGCCGUGGCGUUCUCCCCCAACCAGGACAUCGCCUUCAUCGCAUCAGUCGCCUUCUCGGUAGUGAACCUCCUCUUCAGUAGCAUGUUGUCUGGGAGCUGCCAAGAUCUCCUUCCCCUGGAUACGCCGCCUGCGCGCCAUCUCCGCCCUCGACCACACCUGGCGCGGGCUGCUCGAGGCGUAGUUCCGAAACCGCGCCUUCCUGUGCGGCCCGGCGGGGGUGACGGGCAUGCUGGGCACCGAUGCCCUCGGGCUCUACUCGCAGUUCCUGCCCACCAACCCCCGGUUCAGCUUGCUGAGGUACGGCAUGGCGCGACCCAUGGGCAACUGCGUGGUCAGCACCAACGCGCUGCUGUCGUACUACAAGAUCAACACCCCCGUGGGUACGACAAUCGGCUACCUCUUCCUCUACCUAGUGGUCGUACAUGCCAUCACCUACCUGGCGCUGCGCCGCGCAGCGUCACCCAAGUCCCUCAGCCGGGCGCGGUACGCGCGCCUCGGGGAUUUUGUCCGGCCCUGGCUUUGCUGUACGACACCUGAGGCUUGAUGUGGCGUCGUCGGCUGGGAGCGUACGGCAGGAAGCGCGAACGAGCGAGGUGCCCGCGUUUUCGCCCCAUGCUACGGCGGUGGCAGCGGGGCCCGAGGUAUCUACCGUGACAUAGGCAUACAGUACCAUGCAGGCUGCGUUGCUAGCAGUCCCCAAGCGUGAUUCGUGUACUGCGAAGGACGGGAGGGGCGCAGUUCAGCAGCAGGAGAAUCGAAGGAGCUGGGUUGGGUACUUGGGUUAAGUGACAGACCGGGCGUCAGGGCGUGUUGUUGCUGACACUGAUACGGAAGACCUCGGUGCCUUAAUGAUGAGCGAUGGAUGGCAACACGGUGCAAUAAGAGUGGGUAUGAGACAUGUCUAUGCACACUGAAGGUUCAACAGUGCAAGGAAUACACGCCCAGGUGUCUGUAUGUGGCAGCCGUCAGACUACUGCUGGCCAAGUGGCCUGAGUAGACGGGUAAGCGAACAAGCCAAGCAAACACAUCAGCGGAUAUCAAAGAUACUGCCAAAUUACAAGGAAAAAGCGC
Messenger RNA from Astrephomene gubernaculifera, 1789 nucleotides. NCBI's taxonomy places the organism in Eukaryota, Viridiplantae, Chlorophyta, Chlorophyceae, Chlamydomonadales, Astrephomenaceae. The record is from the annotation of a GenBank genome assembly.